Molecule: messenger RNA, 2517 nt
Organism: Ochlerotatus camptorhynchus
Lineage: Eukaryota; Metazoa; Arthropoda; Insecta; Diptera; Culicidae
Product: caspase-like
Exons: 3
Coding region: 99-1001 (300 amino acids)
Biological process (GO): apoptotic process; positive regulation of neuron apoptotic process; proteolysis
Cellular component (GO): cytoplasm
Source: RefSeq, a predicted model, not a curated record
GUUAACACGUACAAAAAGCGAUUGUGAAAUAAUUUUCCAAUAAUCUUAUCGAUCAAAGUAAAGUUUUAGUGGUUGGAGAAAAAGGAUUCCAUUCAAAAAUGAGUGAAACAGAUCUUAUUAUGGAUCAAGCACUGCCACUCCAAGAUUCAAAUAAAACCAACAAUUUUACGGAUGUUGCUGACGCUUUAGGACACGGAAAUGGCCUGGAUAGUUAUGGAAAUCGCCUCAAUGCGCGCAUGCCAGUGGAUCGUUAUGCAUCGGAAUAUAACAUGAAUCACUUGAAGCGCGGCUUGGCUCUGAUAUUCAAUCACGAACACUUUGAAAUUCCCCAACUGAAGGCUCGAACUGGUACCAACGUCGAUUGCGAGAAUUUGGCCUCUACGCUCAAGUGUCUGGACUUUGAUGUUCGCGUGUACAAGGAUUUGAAGUUAAGAGAAGUGCAGAAAGAGGUGGAAAAAGUUGCCAUGAUGGACCACUCGGACCACGAUUGUGUAUCCAUUACAAUCCUUUCGCAUGGUGAGCUGGGCUACAUUUAUGCAAAGGAUUGCCAAUACAAGUUGGAUAUAAUCUGGUCCUUCUUUACUGCCAAUCGCUGCCCUACGCUGGCUGGAAAGCCGAAAAUAUUCUUCAUUCAGGCUUGCCAGGGAGAUCAGCUCGAUGCAGGCGUCACCUUAGCGGGGCGCACCGAAACGGACAGUGCCGGCUCGAUGAGCUACAAAAUUCCGGCCCACGCCGAUUUUCUAAUCGCCUAUUCUACCAUUCCGGGUUUCUACUCCUGGCGCAAUACCCAGAAGGGGUCCUGGUUCAUGCAGUCACUGUGCAAGGAACUGAACCAACAUGGUAAGAAGUACGACAUACUGACUCUUUUGACAUUUGUUGCUCAAAGUGUGGCGUACGACUUUGAAUCAAACACUCCGGAGAUUCCUAUGAUGCAUCAACAGAAGCAGAUUCCUUGCGUGACAACCAUGCUGACGAGACUACUCCGUUUCACUGAAAAGUAAUUUCGAUGCAUGGCACCUCCUAGCGUACGAUUAAGACCACUUGGUUGAAGGUGCACUAUAAAUUCUAAAUUACUCUUUCACCUGCUGUACGGUUUGGAGAUAUGCAGGAAUGGCUUGCUUUAGCUGUAGGAAUUGGCUGUUGAUCGAUUUGACCUUUCGUAUAUCGUGUUUUGAUUUCAUAUAAUCAUACAUUAGCUUUAGUCUAGCUCUUUUUUUGUUUUAAGAUUUUAGGAUAAACGUGACAUUGAGGAAACCUGACUACUGUUAUAGUGGAAAAUCCUUUUUGUAGCUUCAGUACACAUGCUUUAGUGUAUUUGAAUUAUUUUCAAAUUUAUUUUAAUUUGCUUUUAGUCUGCUUUGUUGUGCAUGUUUGGUUUUGGUUAUCUUUAUUAAAGAUAUUUUCAACCGUAGGCUGGUUUAUCUGUCAUUGCAAGAAGGUUUCACAAAUUUAAAUAUCACUAUUUAGCAAGUAUGUAAGUGUACAUCGCUGGAUUUUUUAAAGCUUUAUUAAGGAUAUUUUAGCCACCUGACUAGUUCAUCUCCAAGCGUCGCUAGAUAGUUAGGACCUCCGAGUUUAAAAUGGCUUUGUUAAAGUCCUAGUGGCUUGAUCAUUGAAAAUAUUUUUUUUUUUUGAUAAAUGUGUGUAGAUAAAAAUUAAUAAAAAUGACACUAGUUUUCAAUACUAUCUGGGACAAAACACUAGCCAUAACUGGGGUCUGAAUCGCGAUUAACCCUUACAUAGGUGUAAAAGAUUGAUAAUUUUGAUUUUUUUUUCUCUUGUAGAUAUUUUCUUAAUUGUUUUGUCAAAUUGAUUUUUAAUAAAAGUGUUUACAUGUUUUUGAUUUUUUAAAACUUCUGUUAGCAGUCUAGUCUAGCUAAAUUUGUGUCUUGUUUUAUGCUAUAUUAUUACUUUUCUGCCACUUUUAACACUUAAACUGACAUCCUCCAUGGAUUAUGUUUGCUCCUUUUGUUGAAUGGGUACAAUACCGAAACUUUGCCCAGGUGAUUUUAUACACUGCGAGAUUUAGGAACUACACAGCACACAAAGAAAAACCAAGAGACCAUUCAGCAGGACAAAACUGCCAAUUACGGAUCAAUCUCAGAGACAGAAAAUACAACAUUUUACAAAUAAUGAAAUCGGUUAAUUUUAUCGAAUGCGUAGUAUUUUAAUGGAAACGGAUAAGCGAAACUGUGAAGGAAGGCAAACAAAAGACUAAAAGCGAAUGUAUAGAUAAGGUACUCGAAUGAAAGAAAGACUUCGUAGAUCUUGAACAGCAUUUAUUGAACCUACCUACUUAUUUUCUCCUUGGAUUCGGCUUUCGGUUCGACAAGAUUUAAGAACACACUGAUUCAUCUAAUUUUUUAUUGAACUCAAAGCUGAAUUUGUUAGUAUGUAUUGAUCAUUUAUUUUAAAUCUAUAAAUUUUUCAAAUGAACUCGUUACUGAACAAAAAAUAGCUCGUAAUUUAAAAAAAAAAACACAAAAUUCAAAUUCCACAAAUAGAAUAGUAAUAUUU